Aspergillus candidus is the source of this 3173-nucleotide messenger RNA. RefSeq names its product rRNA-processing protein UTP21. Gene Ontology annotation, molecular function: protein binding. The transcript has 5 exons. Gene Ontology annotation, cellular component: Pwp2p-containing subcomplex of 90S preribosome; small-subunit processome. Bases 16 to 3135 code for a protein of 1039 amino acids. Gene Ontology annotation, biological process: rRNA processing. The record is from RefSeq and is a predicted model, not a curated record. Lineage: Eukaryota; Fungi; Ascomycota; Eurotiomycetes; Eurotiales; Aspergillaceae.
CUUAAAGGGCACUACAUGAUCGACCUUAAACCUCUUGAGUCGACAAAAAUGCCAUCUGUUGACCAGGAAGGAUAUCAUCUGCCUCUUUUGAAGCGGCAGAAAAGAGCAAUCGACAAUGAAAUUCACAAUGCGCCAAAGUCAGGGUCUAAGAUCUUUUCCCCAUUUCGAACAUUAGGUCUGGUGUCUCCAACAACCGUGCCCUUCACCUCCGUUCGCUUAGGCAAAUCUACGUUCCAAAUCACAACUUCCAUAGGACGCUCAUUGCAGACCUAUGAUCUGCGGCGAGGACUAAAUUUGGUCUUCAUAACGAGACCUCUGACCCCAGAUUUAAUUACUGCCACAUGUGCAUGGCAAGAUAAGAUUUUUGCGGCAUGGGGAAAUCUCCGGCCUAAUUCUCCCGGAGGCAUCUGGGUCUUCAAACGCGGAAAAAAAAUCGCAUCCUUGGAUAUACCCGCUGAAUGUACUGGGCCAGUCAAUCGAUUACUUGUUUUCGGGUCGUGGGUUGUAGGUUGCAGUGAAAACUGCAUACAAAUAUGGAAGAAUAUAUCCCACGAUCACUACACCACUCUCAGGCCUCCACCGUCUCGAGAAUCGUCCGAGAGGGGUCUAUACACAAACGAAAUCUGUACUAUGCCCACAUAUAUUAACAAGGUUUUCGUCGGGCGCUAUGAUGGGGGAGUGGACAUUUGGAACGUCAAAACGGGAAAGUUGAUCUACUCAAUACUUCCGCCUUCUUCUAAUUGUGGAGCUGUCACUGCACUGCAGCCCACUCCGGUGUUGUCUCUUCUUGCUAUUGCGUACGAUAGCGGUACACUUGACAUUCGGAAUGUCGAAACCGGCCGCUUCAUUCUUCAUCUGGAGCCAGCUUCCUCGCGCAUGGAAAAGGUCACAUCAUUCGCAUUCCGGAGCGAUGGUUUAGGUUCUGGAGACGAUGGCCGAAAAGCGGGUGUCAUGGCAACUGCGAGUUCGGAAAGUGGGGAUAUCAAACUCUGGGAUCUGAAUAACGGCGGCAGAGUGAUGGGUGUUCUUCGAAGUGCUCAUCUGCUUUCUGAAAAUGAACCAGGGUCUGGCGUUACCCACAUCCAGUUUCUAGAUGGGCAGCCUCUUUUGGUCUCAUCUGGAAAGGAUAAUUCACUAAAAACCUGGAUUUUCGAUGAAGUACCAUUUUCACCUAUUCCGAGACCUCUUCAUUCCAGAGGCGGCCAUGCAUCCGCAAUCACUUCUCUCGGCUUCCUCCCCUCAUCAUCUGACGGGUCUGAAUUCGGCGGUAAAUGGCUACUAAGUGCAAGCAAGGAUGGUGGUCUCUGGGGCUUCAGUGUUCGAAAAGACAGCCAGAACACCGAAAUUUCUCAAGGUGCUGGGAAACAGAGAUCGAAAAAAGUCAUCGGAUUGGAAGGUGUGGGUAGCUCGGUACAAAAUGUGCCGCUGAGGACUCCAGAGAUAACCUGCAUUGCCUGCUCCCUCAAUCGUGACGGCGGAAUGGGUCUUACAACAUCAGGUCCAGUUUGGACAAAUCCAAGAGUCACCAAUACAGAUGCCUCGAACAAAACAGGCUGGGAAAGUAUAGUGACUGGCCAUCGAGGUGAUAAGUUUGCACGGACAUGGUUUUGGGGCAAGAAAAAAGCUGGACGUUGGGCCUUUGAAACCAGCGAUGGAAGUGAGGUCAAGAGUGUUGCUGUAUCAAAUUGUGGCACUUUUGCUUUAGUUGGAUCAGCUGCGGGAUCGAUUGAUUUGUUCAACUUGCAGUCAGGCUCAUACCGGCAGAGCUUUCCCGCCCGCGAUCAACGGGCAAAUAUUAAGUCUGAGACCAAAUCGCACCCCAGCUCACAAAGUAACAACACAAAACACACUAAAGCCGUUACUGGUUUGGCAAUCGAUGGGUUAAAUCAAGUUGUUGUUAGUUGUGGCCUCGAUGGGAAGAUCAAGUUUUGGGACUUUGUUACUGGAAUCCUCAUUGAUGAACUCAAUUGGUAUCCAAUGACAUCAAUCACUGGCCUUCGGUACAGCACUACAAGUGAACUCAUCGCAGUCAGCUGUGAUGAUCUUUCAAUUCGGGUUGUGGACCUUGAAACAAGAAAGGUAGUGCGUGAGUUCUGGGGGUGUGUCGGCCAGGUGAAUGACUUGACAUUCUCUUACGAUGGGAGGUGGGUAAUUGCAACCUCGAUGGACUCCGUCAUUCGAGUGUGGGAUGUGCCCACAGGACAUCUCAUCGACCUCUUUCGUCUUACCAGUACGUGCACUGCUUUGGCCAUGUCAUCAACCGGCGAAUUUCUCGCUACAGCCCACGCCGACGGGGUGGGCGUCAGUCUUUGGUCGAACCGAGGUCUUUUCACCCCAAUAUCAUGCCAAAACCUAGAUGAGAGUAAUAUUGCAAGUGUCGAUUUUCAUACCGCCGCUGGAGAAAAUGGUGGAGGAGCAAUUGAGGCUGCAUUCUCCGAAGCUCCUUCGGCAAGUGAAGUGGAGGGCCCGUUGCUAAAUUCGCAGCAACUCGACCGGGAGAUGCUCACACUGAGUAAAGUUCCAAAAAGCAAAUGGCAGACACUACUCAAUCUGCACAUUAUCAAGGAACGCAAUAAGCCAGUUGAACCUCCCAAAGCUCCACAGAAGGCUCCCUUUUUCCUUCCCGCAGCACAUGAUGUUUUGGAAAGUGACACCAACGUUGAUCUUGACCGGGUGACCGAAAGCACAGUGACCGAACGGUCGAGGAUUGCCAAGAUGUAUUCUUCUGAAUCCUCUUUUGUCACACUAUUGAAAUCGGCGUCCUUAUCGGGAGACUUUGAGUCUUUUAUCGAACACCUGAAGAGCCUCCCGCCUGCAAAAGUCGAUGUCGAGAUAAGAUCUCUGAGCCCACAGGUUCGGGAAGGGCAAUCUGAACUCUCGGCCUUUGUAUGCGCACUGUCGAGUCGGCUACGGUCAAAGAUGGAUUUUGAGCUGGUCAAUGCUUGGAUGGCAGUGUUCCUAAAGGCGCACUCUGACGUCAUUGAAAGAUGCUCGGGAUCAAAUACAGACGAAGACAGUGUGUUGAAAGAUGCUCUCGACACCUGGACCCGUGUGCAACGGAUUGAAGCGCGACGUUUGACCGAACUGGUGGGGUAUUGUCGAGGUGUGGUGGGAUUUCUCAGGUCGUCACGGUAGAUCAGUUCUUGAUUAAUCAAUAUACUCAAAGCAAUUGC